AUUCGGGAGAUAACCUUUCGGUAUCAUGGCCGGAAACUCCAAGGAAGAUCCGGAGGGAAGCAGAAUCACUUAUGUCAAAGGAGAUCUUUUUGCAUGCCCCAAAACAGACUCUUUAGCCCACUGUAUCAGUGAGGAUUGUCGGAUGGGUGCUGGAAUAGCUGUUCUCUUCAAGAAGAAAUUUGGAGGGGUGCAGGAUCUAUUAAGUCAACAAAAGAAAUCUGGAGAAGUGGCUGUUCUGAAGAGAGAUGAGCGAUUCAUAUAUUACUUGAUUACAAAAAAAAGGGUUUCACACAAGCCAACUUACGAAACCUUGCAGAAGAGUUUAGAAGCCAUGAAGUCUCAUUGUCUGCAGAAUGGAGUCACAGACCUCUCCAUGCCCAGGAUUGGAUGUGGUCUUGAUGGUCUUCAAUGGGAAAAAGUAUCUGAAAUGAUUGAGGAAGUGUUUGAAGCAACAGACAUAAAAAUUACUGUGUACACACUCUGAACAGAUGAGCAUUUUGGAUGUGUCCACUUCUCCUGUGUUCUCUCUUCUGUGCCAUAGAAUCAGGACAAAUGGCUCUUACAAUGUCAGAGGAAAGACUCAUCAGAGGAAAAAUUCACAUGAAGUAGUCUGUCACAGGCCAGACUUCGAAUUAAAGUAUUUUCUCUAAGACUCUAAGACUCUGUAAGACUGGGACUCUGAAGGAGAAAUUGCUUAAGAUAUGCUACUAUUUUGAGUUGUUUUUGUAGGAAGGUUAGGGCCUAGGAUUCAUUUCACUCCAGCAUAUUACCUGAUUCUUUUGGCUUCCCAGUAGAUGGCAGCAUUGAUUUUAUUUUUCUCAGGAUCUUUUAGGAAGGGUGCACAUUUAGGUAAUUUGCGUAUUUUUUCAUUUGUGUACUUGGUAUUAUUCUAUGUCAUCAAAUUCAUCCUAAGAGAAUUAUGUGGCUCUUUUU
Messenger RNA from Suncus etruscus (white-toothed pygmy shrew), 933 nucleotides. RefSeq names its product O-acyl-ADP-ribose deacylase 1 (gene OARD1). The record is from RefSeq and is a predicted model, not a curated record. The coding region runs from base 26 to 484 and encodes 152 amino acids. The transcript has 5 exons. Gene Ontology annotation, biological process: peptidyl-glutamate ADP-deribosylation. Lineage: Eukaryota; Metazoa; Chordata; Mammalia; Eulipotyphla; Soricidae.